CUGGUUCAAACCAGUCCAGAAGGACUUGAAACUGAGCAGCUCAGUUUUGUGAGGCAAAGAACAUAAAGAACUUUAGGAGAGAAAAACGGAGGCCUGCAGGGAGACCACUGGUGCUCUACCCAGAACAUAAACAGCCAUAGGUCACCAAGAUCACCUUCAAUGGAGCUUACAACAUCAGCCACACACGAUACCAAUGGAUACAUACACCACAGUAACACAAAUUUCCUGACUUGAUGACCAGAGACUUUUCAGUUAGAAGAUGGGAACUUCCACCUCAGCUCACACCGGUCCUGCUCAGACCAACAUGACAGCUCAGACAGGAGGAACCAUCUGUGCUCCUGUUUUCCAUGGAAACAAUGUUCAAGGCUCAAUGAAUGUAACCAUUAUUCAGGGAGGUCAGGAAGCGUCCAGUUCCAGCACCAGUACAGUUCAGGCUGGAGGUUCUCCUGGUGCUCCUGCUCUCACUGAAGAUUUGGUCAAUGUACAUAAACAAAAACUGAUGAAGAAAUUUAACAGUAUUCAUGAAGGAAUCUCCCAGCAUGGAACAUCAACCCUUCUGAAUGAGAUCUACACAGAGCUCUACAUCACAGAGGGAGGGAGUGGAGAGGUCAAUAAUGAACAUGAGGUCAGACAGAUUGAGACAGCAUCAAGGAGACCAGCAACACAGGAGAAACCCAUCAAAUGUAAUGACCUCUUUAAAGACAGACCCAUCAAAACUGUGCUGACUAAAGGAGUCACUGGAAUUGGAAAAACAGUCUCUGUGCAGAAGUUCAUUCUGGACUGGGCUGAAGGAAAAGCAAAUCAGGACGUCCUCUUCAUAUUUCCACUUCCUUUUAGGGAGCUGAAUCUGAUAAAGAAAGAUUUCAGUCUGAUGGAGCUUCUUCAUCGCAUUUUCCCAAAUACAAAACAACUAAGAUCAAUAGACUGUGAUGCUUACAGAGUCAUAUUCAUCUUUGAUGGUCUGGAUGAGUGUCGACUUCCUCUAGAUUUCCAGAACAAUGAGAGCCUGUGGGAUGUAACAGAUUCAGCCUCAGUGGAUGUCCUACUGACAAACCUCAUCAAGGGGAAUCUGCUUCCCUCUGCUCUCCUCUGGAUAACCACUCGACCAGCAGCAGCCAAUCAGAUCCCCCCUGAGUGUGUUAACUUGGUAACAGAGGUACGAGGGUUCAGUGACCUUCAGAAAGAGGAGUACUUCAGGAAGAGAAUCAGUGACCAGAGCCUGGCCAAUAAAAUCAUCUCACACAUGAAGUCCUCAAGAAGCCUCUACAUCAUGUGCCACAUCCCAGUCUUCUGUUGGAUUGCAGCCACUGUUCUAGAGAGAGUGUUGGGGGGAGCAGAGAGUGGAGAGAUCCCCAAGACUCUGACUCAAAUGUUCACCCACUUCCUGAUCUUUCAGAUCAAACACAGGAAUCAAAAGUACCAUGGAAAAUGCGACAUUGAUCCUCAGCCGACUAGAGAGAUGAUUCUGGCACUGGGAAAACUGGCUUUCCAACAGCUGGAAAAAGGCAAUCUGAUCUUCGAUGAGGAAGACCUGAGAGAGUGUGGCAUUGAUGUCAGAGAAGUGUCAGUGUACUCAGGAGUUUGUACCCAGAUCUUCAGAGAGGAGUUUAAGCUGCAUCUGGGGAAGAUGUUCAGCUUUGUGCACCUGAGUGUUCAGGAGUUUCUAGCUGCUUUAUAUGCAUUUCUCUACUUCACCAGCAGAGAUGAACUAAAACAGCAAAUCACUGGUCUCUCUGGUAUUUUCAGAGAAUCCAAAAUGUCAGAUUUUCUUAAAUCUGCAGUGGACAAAGCCUUACAGAGUGAGAAUGGACACCUGGAUCUUUUCCUCCGCUUCCUUCUGGGCCUCUCACUGGAGUCCAAUCAGACUGUCUUACGAGGCCUACUGACACAGACAGGAAGCAGCUCUCACAGCAAAGACGAAACUGUCCAGUACAUCAAAGAGAAGAUCAGGGAGAAUCCAUCUCCAGAGAAAUCCAUCAAUCUGUUCCACUGUCUAAAUGAACUGAAUGAUCAUUCUCUACUGCAGGAAGUACAAACAUACCUGAACAGAAGAGAUGACUAUUGUCUCAUUGGAGUCAGUCUCUCUCCUGCCCAGUGGUCAGCUCUGGUGUUUGUGUUGCUGAACUCAGAAGAGGAGCUGGAUGAGUUUGACGUGGAAAAAUAUGUGCAAUCAGAGGAAUGUGUUCUUAAUCUGCUGCCAGUGAUCAAAGCCUCUAGCAGAGCUCUGUUGAGCAACUGUUUUCUCACAGAGAAAACCUGUGCAGCUCUGUCCUCAGCUCUCAGCUCAAACUCCUCCAGUCUGAGAGAGCUGGACCUGAGUGAGAAUGAACUGAUGUGGGAUUCAGGAGUGGAGCUGCUCUCUGUUGGACUGAAGUACCCACAGUGUAAACUGGAGAAACUGAAGCUGUGUCAGUGUAAUCUCACAGAGAAAAGCUGUGCAGCUCUGUCCUCAGUUCUCAGCUCAAACUCCUCCAGUCUGAGAGAACUGGACCUGAGUGACAAUGAACUGCUGCAGGAUUCAGGAGUGAAGCUGCUCUCUGCUGGACUGGAGAAUCAACACUGUAAACUGGAGAUACUGAAGCUGGAACUCUGCAGUAUCACAGAUGAAGGCUUUGCUGCUCUGGCAUCAGCUCUAAAAUCAAACCCCUCCUCUCACCUGAGAGAACUGAACCUGAACUUCAAUGAACCAGGAAAGUCAGGAGUGAAGCUGCUCUCUGAUCUACUGAAGGAUCCACACUGUAAACUGGAAACACUACACAUCGACCCACUAUCCAGCUGAUCUGCUCUCACACACAAAGGAUUAUGAGGAGAGGAUGAAGUCUUAGUACCAUGUAGAACCUUAUACUGAGUGUGUGUUUGUACUAUGUGUGUGUGUUUGGGUUCUUAUUAUCAAAUCUGUGAACACGCCUGCAGCACAGGACUGUUUGAUCUCACCAUAACAUCACCUCCUGUACACCAAUGACUGCACCCUCAGCAACCUGUCCAUCAAACUCCUCACACUGAUGGACAACCCAGCAUUGGUGAUGAGAGUGUGUACAGGAGGGAGGAGCACCGUUCAUCAUGGCAACAACAUGAGCUCAACACUCUAAACCAGCGGAAACGCUGAUAGAGUUUAUAAACUUUAACAACAUGAGCCUCUUGAACAGCUGAAUGACCUGAAACUCUGCUAUCUUUCUGUUAGUCAUGAGUAUAGUUUUUUUUCUGAUUAUUCUGAAAUUCCCACUGCAUUCCUUCAACCCCUGAACACCCCAGGGACUCAGCUCUGACUCUGCCAUCAACAGGAUCGCUGACCUUUGAUAUGGCGGAACUACAUAGUGUCCUGUUACUGACUCACGCAGGAGGCAUGGCAACAUGCACAGGCUCAUGGGAGUCUCCGUGGCUCAGUAGACGAGACAGAAAUAAUAAUUAAAAAGUAAACAACUUGGUUGUAUUAAAAUGUUGAGAUACAUUUGGUACUUCUAAUAGUAAGCUAGUGGUGUAUUUUAUUUUCUUUCUAACUAUUA
This is a messenger RNA of Colossoma macropomum (tambaqui), 3503 nucleotides long. RefSeq names its product NACHT, LRR and PYD domains-containing protein 3-like. The coding region runs from base 260 to 2779 and encodes 839 amino acids. The transcript is spliced from 8 exons. The record is from RefSeq and is a predicted model, not a curated record. Gene Ontology annotation, molecular function: protein binding. Lineage: Eukaryota; Metazoa; Chordata; Actinopteri; Characiformes; Serrasalmidae.